Molecule: messenger RNA, 2150 nt
Organism: Aspergillus ochraceoroseus IBT 24754
Lineage: Eukaryota; Fungi; Ascomycota; Eurotiomycetes; Eurotiales; Aspergillaceae
Gene: capA
Product: adenylate cyclase-binding protein
Exons: 4
Coding region: 216-1799 (527 amino acids)
Biological process (GO): cytoskeleton organization; regulation of adenylate cyclase activity
Cellular component (GO): cytoplasm
Molecular function (GO): adenylate cyclase binding; actin binding
Source: RefSeq, a predicted model, not a curated record
AGCAUCGCAGCCUUAAGGAUCCCGACACCGUUGCAACUGCUUUGACCUUUUGGAUAUCUCCAGCUUGUCCUAGUUUCUUGUUUGGACACUGCUGUUUAUUGUCUCUGUCUAUCUUGCGAUCAGUGUGCCUGGUGCCCUCUGCGCACUGCCAUUUUCGUUUCCUCUUGGCCCAUUGUUUUCACGAGGGGCCCUCCUUGCUUCUGACGACCGGCAAGAUGGCAACUGGCAGCCAUAUGCAUAAUUUAACCACCCUUAUCAAGCGGCUGGAAGCCGCGACCUCCCGCCUGGAGGAUAUGGCCAUGUCCGUCGAUGACCAUAAUGUGCACAAGGGCCUAGAUAGCCCAGCUACGCUGGAGCCACAGUCUCCUGAGCGACCUACACCGGCGCCCGCCACAGCUCCCGCAGCUCCUGCAGCUCCUCCCCUUCCAACCCAGAUUGCGGACUUCGACACAUUGAUCAACGAGGAUGUUGGAAAUUUCGUGGACUUGGGAAAGAAGAUUGGAGGUCUCGUUGAAGAACAGUCUCAAGCUGUUCUCCAAGCUUUCAAGGCCGAGCGCACCUACCUUUACGUUUCCACAAAGGCGAAGAAACCGGACAUGCAGCCCCCCGAGCUUAUGACUGAACUUCAUAAUGCGUCCGAUUCUAUCAACAAUAUCCGCGAAUCCAACAGGGAUUCUCCUCUCUUCAACCACCUCAGCGCGGUCGCUGAAGGCAUCGUUACCCUCGGCUGGUUUUUUGAGCCCACUCCCGCCGAUUUCGUCAGCGACGUCGUUGGAGGCAUUCAAUACUACGGCAAUAAGGUGUUGAAGGAAUACAAGGAGAAGGAUCGUACGCAUCUCCAGUAUAUCCAAGCAUACUAUCAGAUCUUCAAGUCGCUUGCCGCAUAUCUCCGGAAGCAUUACCCCAAGGGUCUGACCUGGAAUGAUAAAGACGGGAUCGAUGCACAGGAGGCCCUGCGACAGGUUAAAAGUAGCUCUGGCACUCCCGGUGCAGUUGCUGCUCCACCUCUACCCCCAGUGCCAACUCUGAAUGUACCUGGCGGUGCUCCUCCUCCGCCACCACCACCACCACCACCUCCUCCCCCCCCAAUGAUCCCUGAGCAAGAAAGCUCAUCCUCGGACAUGUCCGCUGUGUUUGCCCAGCUGAACCAAGGGGACGCCGUUACCUCGGGCCUCCGCAAGGUCGACAAGUCCGAGAUGACACACAAGAACCCCAACCUGCGCGCCAGCUCCAUCGUCCCCGGGAGCCCAAGCACGCGGUCCAAGUCUCCCGCACCAAGCAAAAAGCCCAAGCCAGAGAACAUGCGCGUGCGCAAGCCCCCCCGUAAGGACCUCGAGGGCACCAAGUGGCUCGUCGAGAACUUUGAAAACCCAGGAGGGAUUGUCGAGAUCCCCGCGAAACAGAACCAAUCCAUCCUCAUCUCGCGGUGCAACAAGACCAUCAUCAAGGUCUCCAGCAAGGCUAAUGCAAUUGCCAUCGACAACUGUAGCGGCCUUUCCAUCAUCGUAGACUCCCUUGUCAGCAGUCUCGACGUCGUCAAGUGUACCAAGUUCGCCCUGCAGAUCGACGGCAUGGUCCCUACUCUGCUGCUCGACCAGGUCGAUGGCGCAACCAUCUACCUCGGCCAGCAAAGUCUGGGCACCGAGGUCUUCUCGAGCAAGUGCACCGCCGUCAACAUCAUGCUGCUCCCCAAGGAAGGAACCGACGAAGACACCAAGGAGUGCCCUGUUCCCGAACAGAUCAAGACUUACAUCAAGGACGGUGUUCUCUGCAACGAAAUUGUCGAGCACGCGGGUUAGUUUGGAGCUCGUCCAUUUUGGGAUGUAUUUUGCCCGUGAGUUGAGUUGCGCCGGGCAAUCAAUUUAUUAACUCAAUACUUAAUCAUUGCUGGCUUAGGCGAAGUACCAAGCGUUUUCGUUGGCUAGUCCUAUGUCUCCUACAGCGGUAUGCAGAUAGAUAGAUCUACCCUAGUUCGAAUUCAUAUAUAAACCUCUCCGCAUUUUUAUUUCUUUCUUUCUUUCUUUCUUUCUUUCUUUUUGAAGGCUUAUUCUUGCCAGCUGCUGUACAUACAUACCUAUAAACUUAGUACGUAUUCCUAGAAACUCUAGGAAAGGUGGUUGGUUACACACACACACACACAUAUAUAUAUA